UUUCCUUCACAUAUUUGUAGAUUUCUGCAAUUCUUCUUUCUUACAUAGAAAUUAAGAAGGAAAUAGAUUAUUAAGAAUAAUAUUUGAUAUAUAUAUAUAUAUAUUAUCAGUGUGAGAUGGAUCAGAUAUUGAGCAGCAAUAAUAAUAAUAAUAUGAGCAGCAUAAGCAUGGUGGAGUCAAAGUUGCCAGCAGGAUUCAGAUUCCAUCCAAGAGAUGAAGAGCUCGUUUGUGAUUAUCUCUUCAACAAAAUUCUUAAUCUCUCUUGCGAUCACUCUGCAAAUGGCCAUCAAUAUUAUUCCUCUCUUUUCAUUCACGUUGACCUCAACAAGUCUGAACCUUGGGAAAUUCCAGGAAGUGCGUGUGUGGGAGGGAAGGAUUGGUACUUUUACAGCCAAAGGGAUCGAAAGUAUGCAACAGGGCUACGUACAAAUCGAGCAACGGCAUCGGGCUAUUGGAAGGCUACCGGAAAAGAUAGGCCCGUCCUCCGCAAGGGCGGUGGCGGGGCCCUUGUUGGGAUGAGAAAGACCUUGGUGUUUUACCAAGGCAGGGCUCCUAAAGGAAGGAAAACCGAUUGGGUUAUGCAUGAAUUCAGGCUUGAAGGUUCUCUUGUUACUAAACUUUCUUCUUUUAAGCAGGAAGAUUGGGUAUUGUGUAGAGUGUUCUACAAAAGCAGAGAAGAGGGCGGUGCGUCAGCUUCAAAAUUGGCGAGCAGCGAUGUGAUGGGAUUGGGAAUGAAAUCGAAUUCUCUCCCCGCAUUGAUGGAUGCUUACAUAAGCUUUGAUCAGCCUACGCCUCCUCCUAUGCCUCCUAUGCCUCACGAAACCCCCGAUCAUCACCAUCAGCAAGUGCCCUGCCUCUCCCACAACAUCAAUUUGCCACAAAAUUACCAUGACCUGAUUUUGUCAAACUUGCCCGCGAAGACAGGUACUAGUACUCGUGCAGAAGCAGCCACGCUCGGUGUGCCAAACUUGGUUGAUUUAGACCCUUUUUCUUUUUCACGCGCUGACAAUGAGCUGCUCUUAAAAGCCAUUCUUAAUCAGCUCACCACUCCCGAUUUCAAAGGAUCGGGCUCGCCCGUAACCCUAAGCAUCGGAGAAGGAACUUCAGAGAGUUACAACCUCUCCGAGACCGAGGUGGGCAUGCCCAACGUUUGGGCCCACUAUUGAUACAUAAACCACGAAUACAACAUUUUUCCAUAAUUUGUUUGCUAGUUUUAUGUAACAAGUUUGUGGGAUUGAUGUUGACAUGUUGAUCAACAUAAAGAGAUAUAACAUGCAGUUUGUAAAUAUGUUUAUUUUAAUUAAUGAUGACGUAGGAACUUCAUUUCUAGUUCAAUAUUGAUCAAGAACAAGAACAUG
This is a messenger RNA of Morus notabilis, 1358 nucleotides long. Its product is annotated as NAC domain-containing protein 21/22. The record is from RefSeq and is a predicted model, not a curated record. The transcript has 3 exons. Lineage: Eukaryota; Viridiplantae; Streptophyta; Magnoliopsida; Rosales; Moraceae. Gene Ontology annotation, biological process: regulation of DNA-templated transcription. Gene Ontology annotation, molecular function: DNA binding. The coding region runs from base 117 to 1166 and encodes 349 amino acids.